Messenger RNA from Amoebophrya sp. A120, 2265 nucleotides. NCBI's taxonomy places the organism in Eukaryota, Dinophyceae, Syndiniales, Amoebophryaceae. The record is from the annotation of a GenBank genome assembly.
AUGCCGUUUAACGGCGUUUGCGCGGAGGGGGACCUGAUGAAGCUCUCCCAAAUUUCUACGGACCCGGAACGACGUGCCCUGGGAAGCGUACGUGCCGAGAUGGUGGUGAGUGCCUCGUUAUCAAACGCAAAGAAGAUGUCUUCAGGUUCUUGAAGAAUGCUAGGUUUGUCAUGACUGUUAUUGUAGAGCUUAUGUAUGUAUGAUGCGUCGUGUCCACGAAGUGGCCAUUUUGCUUGUCAUGCAAAAACGUCAUGCGGGAUGCGCGUCACGUAGCUGGGCAAAUAUUUCUUAUGCUUCGCUGUGCAUUGCAGAGCGUUCAUUUUUCACAGCCUAGCAUUACAAGUUUCCAGACCUAGACAUAGUUGCAGUGGAUACGUGUCUGCUGUGGCCGGCGUGAUCGCGAUCAGCUACGGGCUAGCAGCGAGCGCGUGGACGCACGCGGUAGCGCACCAAGCGACGUGGGCGAGGGCUACUGCAGCGAGAAGCAGCAGCCUGCAAUUGUUGCGAGGCCUCGCAAGUAGCCUACCAAAGUACGCACGGAGCGCAGCACAACUGUUGCUGGCAAAGGGACGGGACGAGGGUGAUGACGUGUGGAAGUGGCUGAAGCAGCCGAUUCAACAAGGCCUGCUGUUGGGGGGCGACCAGAUCUUUGUUUCCAAUGACCUCACGAGCGUCUGGGACGGCAUUGAUCCGGAGAAAUUGUUUUUUUCGCCGAAAAUGCAGUUGCCUACCCGUGGGAUACUCCUUCAAAUGCCUCCGCGCGGAGGAGCGGAAUUGGGCAUUGCAACACACUCUUCCUCUUUUGUCCAAGGUGGUGGACUCACCACAGGAAAAACUCAGUUCCCGAAAGGUGUUGAUCAUGGUGACGAGGACGAGAGCGAGUCUGCCGGCGAGCGCAGCUCCGCUGCUGCGCACUUCGGUACCGACCGCGCCUUGAAGUCGUUUCUCCAAGAAGAUCGCGCACUCCGGGUCCACAUGAGCGCACCAACGAACCACCCGGAGCAGUACUUCUACAGCCCAAAAUUAGCUGAAGAAGAAGACAGGGGGUCCCUUUUACAGUAUGAAACUAAAUCUGAUGAGUUGAUGCAAGAGUCUCAGAACAGUGCAGCUCGGUCCGACUCCGACAGCAGCGACGAAAUAAUCGAGGGCAGUGGGAAAGUAGAAGGUCGUGAACAAGCAACGAGUGAACACCGUCAGGGAAAACAAGACGCAAGCGACACACUUGUUGUGGGGGAUGGAAGUGCGACGCCUAGCAGUGGAUUUUCUUUUUCUAGCUUCUUGCAACAGUUUGCGUCCGCAUUUGGCGACAUGAUUGCAGAUAUCGGAAAGGUCCCGCAUGAUCCCUCGAAGAAGUUCCUCGCGCCAAGGGAACCGAACCCAAACGUAAAGACGAGUGAGGGGACGUCCGCGGUAGCGCUGUCUGAUACAGGGGAGGCAGUGCUAGUGGCACGACCCGAAGAGCAGAUGAAUGAGGAUGUGGCUUCAGUACUAGAGCACAGCAAAGAGCAGCUGGCGUUUCUGGAGGAUGCGGAGGGGACCACCGGUAAUGGUAUGGCCGCAUCUGAUGCGUCUUUCACUACUGAAAUGGCUACUACAACCGAGAUUGCAACAACCUCGAUGAAUGUCAAGUCCGAUGGUGAGACAGCGGUGGCCAGGUCGGCCGCCGCUGCAGUGGAGCGGCAAAGACUGGCCGCGAUACAACAAGCGCCGUCGUUUCUUCAAGAGAAGCAACUGCUGAAUUUAGAUUCUUCACCACAAACUGAGUACGUCUUCGUGUUUGUUACGAACGAGGAAGCGGCGCGGUUUGCGUCCCUGCUCUCCGUCGCACAAGCACCCGGGGAGACGAGCAUGGGUGUGCGGUCGUGCGUUGCCGGCAAGGAGGACGCAGGGGUGCAGUUGGAUAUCGGCUCCCCAGUCUUUCUCCUCGAUGCCAGUGGCUCGGUGUUCGGCGGAUCGCACUGCUGGCGGGCCCCAGAUGCCCGGAAGGAGGAGGUGUUACGAAAAGCAGCAGUCGUGGAGCGCGGGAUCAACAUGUGGCGAAAUGGCCUGAGUCGAGAACUAAGAGUCCUUGGGUGGUCAGGGAUGAAGACCGGACGACACAAUUUGGGCAGGGAGGCGGCGCGGCGGUUUUUUCCGGAUCAAGUAGCAAAAGUAGCCGACUAUCAAACCGAACUAAAGGAGCAAGGGAAGAGACAAGCGGUCCAGACGCGAGCUUCGUCGUUUCUCGAGCCCGGCGUGCAAGAAGACGUAAGUCCCACGCGUUAA